Dibothriocephalus latus is the source of this 273-nucleotide messenger RNA. The record is from the annotation of a GenBank genome assembly. Lineage: Eukaryota; Metazoa; Platyhelminthes; Cestoda; Diphyllobothriidea; Diphyllobothriidae.
AUGGAUCCGCUGGACUGUAAUAUCUGGAUGUCCUUUAUGUGUGACGUGAUACAGAAGCAUCUUUGCCUGUGUGACUUCAAAGAAAACGUGGACAUUCUUCAGCUCUGUCUCAAGGAGGGCUUCGGUGCGGCUGUCACCGACAAGAGGCACGUUGCCGAUUGCAAGAUAAGCUCCACCCUGUUGAAUAGCAUCUCCGUCAAUUUGGUGCCCGGAAUGUUUAUCACCUUCCUCACACAGCUUACUGAUGCGAAAGCGGUAAGUACCCCUUUGUGA